Molecule: messenger RNA, 1634 nt
Organism: Chinchilla lanigera (long-tailed chinchilla)
Lineage: Eukaryota; Metazoa; Chordata; Mammalia; Rodentia; Chinchillidae
Gene: Tmt1b
Product: methyltransferase like 7B
Exons: 2
Coding region: 215-1108 (297 amino acids)
Molecular function (GO): S-adenosylmethionine-dependent methyltransferase activity
Source: RefSeq, a predicted model, not a curated record
UGUGAGUCAGCACUGCCCUUAGCAUCUGGUGCCCUGAAGGUGAGCUCCGAGAUGUCCACGCUAUCCCCCUCCUGCUCCCCUCUGAGCUAAGUCAGCCCGCCUCACCCUGUUCAGCUGGGCCGAGGACCCCCGAAUGCAGAAACAAGCUAUCACCUGUGCCUUUGCCCCACAUAAAUCUUGUUGAAGAGCCUGCGCCUGCGGGCCUCUGGGAUCCAUGCCCACUAGCAGGAUUUCGCACAAGCACUCCACCCUACAAAAAGGAAAUCAAGCACGGAGGAAAAGGAGCAAAGUCCUGUCACAGGAGGCGGGGAAGAAACGAGCAUCUGCAGAGGUUGAGCAAAGUCCCACAGUAUCACAACCUGGAGCUGGUGCCAUGGACGCCGUGGUUCGACUCCUGCAGCUGCUGGUGCUGCUCCUGACCCUGCCCCUGCACCUGCUGGCUCUGCUGGGCUUAUGGCAGCCCCUGUGCAAAAAGUACUUCCCCUACCUGAUGGUUGUGCUGGCCGCCAAGACCAACCGCAUGAUGGAGAGCAAGAAACGGGAGCUCUUCAGCCAGAUAAAGGGGCUUAAGGGAACCUCUGGGAAGGUGGCCCUGCUAGAGCUGGGCUCUGGCACUGGUGCCAACUUCCAGUUCUACCCGCCUGGCUGCAGGAUCACCUGCCUGGACCCAAACCCCCACUUUGAGAAGUUCCUGACAAAGAGCAUGGCUGAGAACAGGCAUCUGCAGUACGAGCGGUUCGUGGUGGCUCCCGGAGAGGACAUGAACCAAGUGGCUGACGGCUCCAUGGACGUGGUGGUCUGCACUCUCGUGCUGUGCUCUGUGCAGAGCACGAAGAAAGUCCUGCAGGAAGUCCACAGGGUGCUGAGGCCGGGCGGAGUACUGUUCUUCUUGGAGCACGUGGCUGAGCCCGAAGGAAGCAGGGCCUUUAUGUGGCAGCAAGUUUUCGAGCCCACCUGGAAACACAUUGGGGACGGCUGCUACCUCACCAGGGAGACCUGGAAAGAUCUUAAGAAGGCCCAUUUCUCUGAGGUGCAAAUAGAAUGGCAUCCCCCUCCCAUCAAAUGGCUGCCUGUGGGGCCCCACAUCAUGGGGAAAGCUGUGAAAUAAGCUUCAAGCCCCCAAGGCAGUCCCUGGCUCCCUCCCCCUCCUCCGGUCAGAGCAAGCCCCCCACCACGCACUGUCUCCUCCUGAGAGGGACCAGGCAAAGAACGAGAGAAGCCCCAACCCCUACGACCCCCCAGGUCCUCUGCCAGGGGAGAUCUCUAGGUCCCUUCCCUCUUCCACAGCAAAAAAGCUCCAUCCCCACCCUCACCAGAAAAGAUGCGGCCUGUCCCCACCGCAAAUUCCUGAACUUUGCCCACCCACCUGCUACACAGCGGCUGUCCCCGGCCGCUCAUCCCCAUGGUGAAUGCCCCACCCCCUCGGAGAAACCCAUGUGCCACUUGGAACUGGUCACGAAAGCCACGAUCCCUGCGUCCCUGCCAGGCCCCCUGAGCCUCCCUGCCACUGCUACCUUUGGCCGGGGCUGUGAGCGUGGCGGAGAAUCGGGCCCUGGGGGCGAGGGCGCAGUCUCAGUAAGGCAGCCAGAGAUUCUGUCCUCAAAUAUUUUUUAAUAAAUAGACAAAACCCACUA